Carcharodon carcharias (great white shark) is the source of this 3953-nucleotide messenger RNA. Its product is annotated as gastrula zinc finger protein XlCGF7.1-like. Bases 550 to 1323 code for a protein of 257 amino acids. Lineage: Eukaryota; Metazoa; Chordata; Chondrichthyes; Lamniformes; Lamnidae. Gene Ontology annotation, biological process: regulation of cytokine production; regulation of immune system process; negative regulation of transcription by RNA polymerase II. The record is from RefSeq and is a predicted model, not a curated record. The transcript is spliced from 2 exons.
GGCACGGGUUACGCUCCCUCAUUGUGGUCGGACCUGAAUUGACCAAUGGGAAGAGCUGGUGGACCUGAAUUGGGCUUUGUGCCAAUGGCUGCACGGAGCUUCCCCCAUUGUCUGAAUGUGGGUGUUGGACAAUGAGUUUGUGAACAUGUUCAUUACUGCCCAGCAAAACUGUAAUGAGCAGAUUAACAAGCUCUGAAUGAAGAUUUUGCUUCAUACACACCAACACUUCUUCCUCUGUCCCACUUCUGACAUUAGAAGAAGUGGAUUUGCAGACAGAUUAUCAAAACAAACGUCAUGUAAGAAUCUGACAGUCACCUGAUUCAUUGGGACCUGAAUAUUAUUGGCCUUUGAAUAUAAAAGAAUAAUUUUUUGUCUGCUUUGCCUGCUUCAAAAGAUUUUAAACAUCAGUGUGCCUGGAAAACCACUGAGACGCAGAGACCCUAGUGAAUGUGUUCCAGUGCAUCACACCAUUCAUAGCGGGGAGAGGCAGUACACGUGUUCUGUGUGUGUGGACAAGGCUUCAACUGAUCGUCAAACCUGGAAAGACAGAUGGAAACCAGUACCAUGGAGAAACAGUGGAAAUGUUGGGAUUGUGGAAAGGGAUUCCGGGCCCUGCCUGCAUUGGAAACCCAUCGACGCAUUCACACUGGGGAGAGGCCAUUCAUGUGCUCUGUGUGUGGGAAAGGAUUCAGAUCCCCAUCUGCACUGAAAGUUCAUCGGCGUGGUCACACGGGGGAGAGGCCAUUCACCUGCUCUGAGUGCGGGAAGGGUUUUCUCCAGUCAUCUGAUCUGCGGACACACCAGCGAGUUCACACCAGGGAGAGGCCGUUCACCUGCUCUGAAUGUGGGAAGGGAUUCACUCAGUCAUCCAACUUGCUGACACACCAGCGAGUUCACACCAGGGAGAGGCCAUUCACCUGCUCUGAGUGUGGGAAGGGUUUUCUCCAGUCAUCCGACCUGUGGAAUCACCAACUAGUUCACUCCGGGGAAAGGCCAUUCACCUGCUCUGAAUGUGGGAAGGGAUUCACGCAAUCAUCCAGCCUGCGGACACACCAGCGAGUUCACACCAAGGAGAUGCCAUUCACCUGCUCUGAUUGUGGGAAGGGAUUCACUCAGUCAUCCAACCUACUGACACAUCAACGAGUUCACACUGGAGAAAGGCCAUUCACCUGCUCCGAGUGUGGGAAGGGAUUCACUCAGUCAUCCAACCUGCUGACACACCAACGAGUUCACACUGGAGAAAGGCCAUUCACCUGCUCUGAGUGUGGGAAGGGAUUCACUCAGUCAUCCAACCUGCUGACACACCAACGAGUUCACAACUGAUUUCAAGUCUUGGAUCCUGCUAUUAUUGCUGCUGAUCAAAUUCAGGACUUAGCCAUGUUCAUUCUGACACUUGGUGAAGUGGGAGAGUCAGAGGGUUUAAUCCUGCUAGACUGCCUUUGCUUCCAGUGGGCUGCUGGGGCUCUUUGAGCCUGGAAGUGCACAUUUCCACUGAAAUGGUCUGCAAAAACUGAAGAAGUAGAUUUAUUUUAUUAUCCUGGAUAGUAAAUAGUGUUUUUCCUACCAUUACAGGUAGAUCUAAAAUAAAUACAUUUGUCUCUGUUCCACAGCACAGGGCCAGAUCAGUGGGCUCAAUUGGUCUGUGUCAGUAUUUAUGUUCCUCAUGAGUGUCUACCCACCCCUCUUCAUCUGCCCCCAUCAGCAUAUCAUUCUACUCCUUUCCCCCUCAUGUAUGUUUGUAACCUGGCUUAGAUUUUAUAUUUUAUUUGAGUUGAAUACAUGUGACCUGCAAAGGACUAACAUGGUCAAGACACCAUUUUAUUCUGACAUGUGAACAGAAAAUAAGCCAUUUUGAUGUUGCUAACCUGUUAACAAACUAAUCCAAUCUAGUACUGGGAGGUAGUCACCGACGAGCAACAGAUGAUUUUAUUAGAAGAAAGUACCUGAAUUACUGUCUGCCGAUCUGACAGAGUCACUCAAUUCAUCAGGACCCAUAUAUCAUCAGCCUUUAAAAGUGGAAGAAGAAAUGUUUGUCUGUUCUGUCUGUAGGAAAAGAUUUCAAACAUCAUUGUAACUAGAAAAGCACUGGGACAUACACACCCAAGUGAGAGAGUUCCAGUGUACUGACUGUGGAAAGAGCUUUAACCCAUUACACAGCCUGAAAAAACAUCAGUGUUCACAGCGGGAAGAAACUGUACAUGCGUUCUGUGUGUGAACGAGGUUUCAACUGAUCAUCCAGCCUGGAGUGACAUAUGGACACCUGCGCUGUGGAGAAACCGUUGAAAUAUGGGGACAGUGGGAAGUUAUUCAGAUCCAUGUCUGUGCUGGAAAUUCAUCUGCACAGUCACCAUAGGGAGAAACCACUCACCCGCUCUGUGUGUGGGAGAAGAUUCAUUCGACUAGUCAACUUCAUUUCACACCAAUGUGUCCACUCUGUCAUGAGACCCUUUAAAUGUUCCGACUGUCAGAAGAGCUUUAAAAGAAAACAAAAUCUGCUGAUGCACCAGCGAGUUCACACAGGGGAGAGACCGUACACCUGUCCUGUGUGUAGGAUGGCAUUCACUCAGUAAUGCAGUCUGUUAGAUCACUAGUGAGUUUACAAUGGGGAGAGACCAUUCACCUGCUGUGUGUGUGAGAAGUGAUUUACUCAGCCUUUCCUCCAGCUGACACACCAGUGCACUCACACUGGAGCGAGGCUGUUCAUUUGCUCCAUGUGUGGGAAGGGAUUCUCUUGUUUGUUCACCCUGCACACACACCAGUGCAUUCAAAAGUGACUGCAGGCAUUGGAUUCUGCUGUUCUUGCUGUGUUAAUCACCUCCAGGACUGAACCAUUUUCAUUCUGACAGUUGGAGUUUGUUUCAGUUAAUGUUAAUAAUCCCUGUAACUGGGCUGAGGCUUAAUAUUCUGGAUUUAGGUUAAAUAAAUCAGCUUUGUGUCUAACACACAGUGUGCAAGUCCUUGAUUUCUCUCAGAUAAGAGGAGACUGAUUGAUCUCCUGUUACUGAUAAAACUCAUGGUGUGGGGAUAACAUAGCGUAGAUAGAAGAUUGGCUGACUAGCAGAAAACAGAGAGUAUGCAUAAAUGGGCCUUUGUCUGAUUGAAAUGAUGUGACUAGUGAGGUCCUGCAGGGUGUCUCAACAUUUUACAAUUUACAUGAAUGACUUAGAUGAGGGAGCAAAGGUACGAUAACUAAAUUUGCAGGUGACAUAAAGAUGGGUAGGAAAGUAUGUUGUGAAGAAGAGAAAAGGAGUUUGCUGACGAAUGUAGAUAAAUUGAGUGAGUAGGCAAAAGUCUGGCAGAUGGAAUAUAAUGUGGGAAAUUGUGAAGUUGUUCACCUUGGCAUGAAGAAUAAAAAAGCAGAGUAUUACUUAAACAGAGAAUAGCUGCAGGAUUCCGAGCUGCAGAGGGAUCUAGGUGUUCUGGUGCAUGAAUCACAAAAAGCUAGUAUGCAAGUACAGCAAGUAUUCAAGAUGGCUAAUGCAAUGCUAACAUUAUUACGAGAAGAAUUGAAGUUAAAAAUAGGGAUGUUAUGCUUCAGUUAUACAGGCCAUUGGUGAGACCGCCUUUCGAAUAUUGUCUGCAGUUUUGGUCUCCUUAUUUAAAUGUAAAUGCAUUGGAGGUGGUUCAGAGCAGGUUUACAUGAUUGGUACCUGGAAUGAGUGGGUUGUCUUAUGAGGAAACAUUGGACAAACUGGGCUUGUUUCCACUGGAGUUUAGAAGAGUGAGGGGCGACUUGAUUGAAGUAUAUAAUACCCUGAAUCAUCUUGACAAGGUGCAUGUGCAAAGGAUAUUUCCUCUUGUGGGUGAGUCCAGAACUAGGUGACACUGCUUUAAAAUUAGUAAUCACCCUUAUAGGGCAAAGGUGAGGAGAAAUUUUUAUUCUGAGAGUUGUGCAACUUUGGAACUCUACCUCAGAGGAGGUGGAGGUGGGGUCACUGAAUAUUUUUAAAGUG